AUGGGCAUCCAUGCUGUUGGCGUCAUGCGAGAGGCUCUCAAUAGAGAUGCCCAACAUGCUACUAUCGCCAAGUUCAUUCAAAAUGAACUUGACGCUGAACGCGAUAAAGUAGCCUUGCUUCACCAACAAGGUUCUCAACAAUCAGGGUUGUUGAGAGAACAGGGUGUUCAACAGUUUGAACUGUUGAGACAGCAGCAGGCUGCUGCUGGUGGGUCGAUGCACUCGCGUCGACCCGAGACUUUGAAGAUUGACAUCUCUAAGGCGCGUCGCAUCGACGACGGGGAAAUGCAAGUUGCAUUUGCCCAGUCAAAUCUGGCAGGACGUGCCAAGACUUGGGCACUGGGGCUCAAGUUGCACGACCCAUAUGCAUUUGGGUCGUUAGAAGUUUUCAAGUUGCGGCUCAGACAAACGUUCAAACCGCCUAGAGCUGAGUUCAGAGCUCGAACCGAACUCUUGAAGCUCAAGCAGGUUAAGCGUGAUGUGCACGCUUACGCGCAACAUAUACGACAUCUCACGAGUUGUAUAAGUUCCAAUCCGGUGGAUGAACACACGUUGGUUUCGGUGUUCAUGAAGGGUCUUGCGGAUGGUCCCGUCAAGACUCACCUGUUCCGGCUUGAACUAGAUUCACUAGAACAAGCCAUUUCCAUUGCGGAACAGGAAGACUUCAGUCUGAGACAGGCUCGCGCCAGCUCGACAUCAUAUCGUCAACCGAGACGAUAUGACAAUGGAGGUCCAGAGCCGAUGGAACUCUGUUAUGUAGAGAGCGAGAAGGCUCACUCUACAGACUACAAGAAGUUCCAGAAAUGCAACAGAUGUCAGAAGACAGGACACUACGCUUACGAGUGUAGUGCCCCUCGUCCAGUGUCUCGCAACACUGGGCGUAGUGACCGUCUACCCAUGAGAAAGGGGCAGGGACGCGGGUCCGCUGUUGGUGCAAAGACGCAACAACGGGAUGGACCGUCAAAAAACGGACAGGAUCAGUAG
Messenger RNA from Peronospora matthiolae, 984 nucleotides. NCBI's taxonomy places the organism in Eukaryota, Oomycota, Peronosporomycetes, Peronosporales, Peronosporaceae. The record is from the annotation of a GenBank genome assembly.